This is a messenger RNA of Vicia villosa (hairy vetch), 759 nucleotides long. RefSeq lists its product as uncharacterized. The coding region runs from base 1 to 759 and encodes 252 amino acids. Lineage: Eukaryota; Viridiplantae; Streptophyta; Magnoliopsida; Fabales; Fabaceae. The record is from RefSeq and is a predicted model, not a curated record. The transcript has 2 exons.
AUGAGGCUUAAGAAUGAUAAAGGUGAUAACAGCAGUAAUGAAAUUGCAGAGUUCUCGAAAUGGAUAUUGGCAGUCGGCGAUGGUAGGGUAUCCGAACCAAAUGAUGGAUUGGCUGAUAUAGAGAUCCCUCGGGAAUUAUUAAUUACAGAUUUUGAAGAUCCCAUUCAAGCCAUCGUUGAAAGCACAUACCUGGAUUUGUUGCAAAAUUAUACCCGUCUUGAUUGUUUGCAAGGCAAAGCAAUUCUUGCAUCAACAAUUGAAGUUGUUGAAAAAAUCAAUCAUUAUAUUUUGAGCCUAAUACCAGGAGAUGAAAAGGAAUAUCUCAGUUUUGACGAGAUAGAUAAUACCGAUGCGACUUACACUAAAGCUUACGAAGUUCUAACACCUGAAUUCCUGAGUAAUCUAAGAACAUCCGGUCUAGCGAAUCACAUUCUCAAAUUGAAGGUUGGUACACAAAUUAUGUUGAUGAGAAAUUUAGACCAAUCUCAGGGAUUAUUCAAUGGCACAAGACUUAUUGUUACAAGAUUAGCCAAUCACGUCAUUGAGGCGAGAAUUAUUUCUGGCAAAAAUAUAGGUAACCUCUUUUACAUUCCUCGAAUGUCUGUGUCGCCUUCAGAGUCUCCUUGGCCAUUUAAGUUGAUUAGGCGACAAUUUCCAAUAUUUGUCUCUUAUGCUAUGACAAUUAAUAAAUCCCAAAGUCAAUCCCUUGAUACCGUCAGACUCUAUUUGCCUACUCCCUUCUUUAGUCAUGGUCAAUAA